This is a messenger RNA of Pimephales promelas (fathead minnow), 2439 nucleotides long. RefSeq names its product septin 3 (gene septin3). The record is from RefSeq and is a predicted model, not a curated record. Gene Ontology annotation, molecular function: GTP binding. Lineage: Eukaryota; Metazoa; Chordata; Actinopteri; Cypriniformes; Leuciscidae.
AAAGGGUGGAGGAAGGAAUGAGGUGCAUCGAGCUGCGAAUAGAAAGGCGAGAGACCGAGUGAAAGAAAGAGGAAGAGAGGUGAACCUGAACACAUGAUCAUUCCCUAACUGCUGCCUUAGUCUACUUAUAGCCUACUUUCAUAGACUGUAAAACAGCGGAGAAAGGCAGAUAAGGACGCGAAUAAAACACAUCCUGCGAUCGCUACAAAAACAAGGAUUGACAUGUCAGAAACUGUGCCCCCUGAAGUGAGACCUAAACCUGUCGUCCCAGCCAAGCCCUCUCAUGUGGCACCACCUUCUGGCACUCCCUUUUUGCCUUCACCCCAAGGAACAGGGGGUGAAGGUCAAGGGUCAGGUCGAGGAUCUGCAUUGCUUGGAUACAUCGGUAUAGACACCAUCAUCGAGCAGAUGCGGAAGAAAACCAUGAAGACAGGCUUUGACUUCAACAUUAUGGUGGUUGGUCAGAGUGGUCUUGGGAAGUCCACUUUAGUGAAUACUCUCUUUAAGUCACAGGUGAGCAGGAGGAGCGCAAGCUGGAGUCGUGAUGACAAGAUUCCAAAGACUGUUGAGAUUAAAUCUGUCUCGCAUGUGAUUGAGGAAGGAGGGGUGAAGAUGAAGUUAACAGUCGUUGAUACACCAGGCUUUGGGGACCAAAUCAACAAUGAUAAUUGCUGGGAGCCCAUAUCCAAAUACAUCAAUGAACAAUAUGAGAAGUUUUUAAAGGAAGAAGUCAACAUUGCUCGCAAGAAACGCAUCCCUGACACCCGAGUGCACUGCUGCUUGUACUUCAUAUCCCCAACUGGACACUCGCUUCGCCAGUUGGAUAUUGAGUUCAUGAAACAUCUGAGUCGUGUGGUCAACGUCAUUCCUGUCAUUGCCAAAUCGGACACACUCACUCUUGAAGAGAAAAUUGAAUUUAAACAAAGGGUGAGGAAGGAGCUGGAAGCGUGUGGGAUCGAGUGUUAUCCGCAGAAAGAGUUUGAUGAGGACACGGAGGAUAAGAGUGAUAAUGAUAAGAUCAGGGAAACAAUGCCCUUUGCUGUGGUGGGAAGUGAUAAAGAGUACCAGGUCAAUGGGAAACGAGUUUUAGGGAGGAAGACACCCUGGGGAGUGGUGGAGGUUGAAAACCCAAACCACUGCGAAUUCUCCUUACUUCGUGAUUUCAUGAUUAGGUCUCACCUCCAGGACCUGAAGGAGGUCACUCAUAACAUCCAAUACGAGACGUACCGUGCCAAGAGGCUCAACGAUAACGGAGGUCUGCAUCCCAUCAACUCCUCUGGCCAUGACACGCAAGAAAGCAACCUGUGAAGAAGAACAAGAAAAAAAAUAUCCAACGAGCAGUAUAGUAAGGAUGUGAGAGGAGACAUAGAUUCAUCUUGUAAUAAUUCAGCUGUGCAUGCUCAGAAGAUCUCAUCGCUGUGGAGGUUUUGUCUUUAUGCUCCUUUUAACCCUUUGUGGAACUUGUCGUCAUCUCUUGUCGCACAACCUUUGAAAAUUUGGAAAAAGUGUUCCCCAGUUGCUCACUAUGCUGACAUUAGCGAGUGAGAUUGCUCGUGAUAAUCGUGUCUUGUCCUCCGUCCUCCACUGCAACCUCUGUUAGACACAUUUGAGCAGUUUGAUUUAGUUAGAAGGGGGAUUGCACUGCCACUGCAAUCUGCAGCUUACUCAACGGGCCUUAUCUAUUAAAACAUUUAGCACACUUUUAGUACCUGUUUCAAUUGAACAUGAAUUAGCCCACUAAAUCUUAACUUGCAAAGUGUUUUAAUAAGUGUCCUCUCUUUGGGUACAGCAGUGUUUCUCUAAGUACUUUUUUAUCUUUGCUGUGUAUCUCUGCCAAAGGAAGUCUCAGAGGACUCUGAAGUGACCAUUGAAGUAUAUACAGAUGACUCAAAACAACUGCAACAAUUUAAACUAGUGCGUUUACGUUGCUUUCCAGUGGCCAAUUCAGGAAGAUACUGAAAGAACACUGAUUAAAAAAAAUGAUCAGUUCCUUUUACAAAUCAAGAAGUUUUUCUUCAGCACAUUUUGUAUGCGUGUCUGUUGGUGUGAAUGAGUAGAAAGGUUGCGUUUAACAAAGCUUUCUCAUCAUUUCGCAUAUGGUAAUAGUGAUUUCUGUCUCUUAUGUGAUGUAAGUUUCUUUUUAAUAUCCCAUGUGUGCCAAUAUUUUCAAUUGUGUGUAAUUACUUUUACAUUUACUAUCACAAUAACACUCCCACGAUCUCUGCACAGAUUUAUACAUUAUGUUGGAAUCUUAGAGAUUCAUACUGAUCUUAAAUCAGUUCACUGUUUUCAUAUCACAUUUAAUCAAUGCUGGUGUGGAAUAAUAAAACACAUUUGAACAGUAAUUAUGAAAAUUAUUUAUAUUGUAUUUAUGUUUUAUUUAUGUUUUAUUUAUUACGAUACUUGUGUUUUGAUUUAAUAAACAUGGUUGCCAUGGUU